AUGGAGACUAUUAAUGAAACAGAAGCAGGUCAAGUGGGCAAAGAUGCAGUCCUUCAAGAGCAGGAGAAAAAUAACAAACGUUGCCUUCAGGGUAUUGAUGAUAAGUUAUCUGAAUCGACAGAUGAUGAUGGUGAAGAUGAUACCAGUGAUGAUGAUAAUGAUGAAGACAGUCACCCUAAUAAGGAUACUCAUGCUCCAUUAGAGUUAAUGGCAGAAUUCCUGAGAGCAGAAAUGGGCCAAGACUACCAUUUGGCAAAAAAAUUAUGUCAGAUGAUUCUAAUCUAUGAACCAGAAAAUCCUGAGGCCAAGGAGUUUUUCUCACUUAUUGAAGAAAUGUUGCUGAUGGAGAAAUCUCAAAAUCUUGAGGAAGAUGAUGAAGAUAGUGAAGAAGACAGUAGCAGUGAGAGUGAAGGAGAGAGCAGUGAGGAGCUAAGUGAAGAAAGCUCUGAUGAAUGCGAAGACGGGUGAUGAAGGUUGCUGCUAUGGUUUAAUCUUCAUGUACUUUCAUUACU
This is a messenger RNA of Puma concolor (puma), 512 nucleotides long. NCBI's taxonomy places the organism in Eukaryota, Metazoa, Chordata, Mammalia, Carnivora, Felidae. The record is from RefSeq and is a predicted model, not a curated record.